UAGAACUGGCAAUCUGAUCUUUGAUUGUCCUGGGUGACAGCUGACGCCUGGUGGAGCAAUGGCUGAUUAUAGGUUAUGUAGACCUGCCGUCGUAGUGCUUGUGUCGUGAGUGCGUAUGAUGGGCUGCGAGGGGGUCAAAUGUCUCGUAAAGGAGUCGCACCUGGUGGCAGUAAGUCGAAGAAGAUACCACGAAUAUUUCAACAUCGCCGAAGCGCGAGUCCAACCCGAUACCCAGGCUCCUCGACGAACGUCGUCGCCGUCGAACAAGUAUCCGAUGGCAUACAUACAUUUGAAUAUGAGUUUGCCACAUCCGAAUACCAGAAAAAAGCAACCAAAAAGAAAGCAAAGCUCGCCAAGGCAAGCAGCACGGACAAGUCAAAUGUCAGCAUCGCCAAACCGUCGACUACCAACAACAACUUCUAUGCGGAAUGUCACGCUGAGGAUGCAGAGACCGUAGCCAGUAUUGAAAAAUGGCUGAAAACUCGAACCGAGUCAAUAUCCAGCAUGGACUUAGACGUGAUAAAGUCAGAAGUCGAGGAAGCAUCAGGCAACGAUCAUCGUUAUCUCACCGAUGAGAUGUCGCACGCUUUCCUCGAUAAAGAUCAGGACGUUCUUUCGAUGGACAUGGAUUUGUCCGAUAAGAAAUUGGUCCUGGGCUAUGAUCCUCUAUUGCAGGACUUGCGCAGUGAUAAGCUUUUAGAAACAUGCGAAAAGGACGAGUUUAUCCUGCCUGCUUUUCAACUAGACCAUCUGGAGCCCCUCACUUUAACUCCCGACGACAUGAUGGUAGCAGGGGAGAUUUUACCCUCUGCCAAUAGUCAAUCUGUGUUGAGCAACCCUGGAAUCUGUCUUAAUACAACAGCCAUGUCAACCCAAGAAUUAAUCUAUGGUAAAACUCAAAGUGAUAAAGAGUUACAUCCAAAGGAUCGGAGAAAAAGUACGACUUGCUCAGACGCCGAGACGGGUGGGUUAAAGCGAGUUGUAAAUGUCUAUGUCGAGGCAGUGGGACAUGUGAACGUGGAGACCAGUUCUGCAGAAACAUUAGGAAACGCUAUGAUCGAGGCAGACGAGUGCAGCGAAAUAAAAACGAAAUUAAAAACCAAACUGAAGCCCAGGAUCAUAAAGAAGCGGAGUAAACCUUCUCCUAAGAGUGACAACGGUUCAUCAUUCAGGGUUUUGAGAACAGAGGAACAGCCCAGAACAAGUGAAGGCAUAAUGGCUGUGGUAGCGAUAUCAACAGACAAGAUAUCAAACAUGACGCAAAUCGUAAUCAACACAGGCAAAGAGGAGCAAAUAUAUCAAGGCAAAACUUCUGAGCUGAUCGAGGCUACAGGUAGUUUUCCGCAGUUGUCCAGAAUCCAGAAUUCGUGCCAUGAAAAUCAUGUCUCUGAUCUCAUCGCCGACGGAUCGAAUACCAAUGAACACGAUCUUGUGAUAUCCAAUGCUUUGGAGGAACUCGGCAUCACUGAUGAUACCCUUGAGCCCAUUUUGUCAACUGAGCAUGGAAAGAUCUGGGUUUGCCCCAAAGAGGAUUGCAGAAGACACUUCAACAGACUUUAUGCCCUGAAGGGCCAUGUCUUGUCUCACUAUGGGGUCAGGCCAUUUAAGUGCGACUUCAAGGGAUGUGCAUGGGCAUUUUAUUCAGAGUUCAAGUUGAAACGACACAAGGAAACACACCUGAAGCGUAAGGACUAUAUUUGCGAGGUGGAUAAUUGCGGAAGGAGGUUCACAACUGUUUACAACUUACUGACACACAAAAAGCUGCAUAAUCGACCCAGCAAGGUAUUUUGUCACGUGCCAAAUUGUCAGGAAAGGUUCCAAACCAAACGAGCAUUGGAGCUUCAUAUGAAGUCCCACGACCAAAGCCACGCGCCUUACGUUUGCAAGCAAGAAGGCUGUGGAAAAAGGUAUUACAGCAGCAAUGCGCUCACCAGCCAUCAGCGAUGUCACAGUUAUAAAGAAAUUGACAUAAAAUGCUCGUGGCCUGGCUGUGGCAAACUUUUCGACAAGCCGUGCAGACUGAAGGCACACAUUAGAUCACAUACUGGGUAUAAGCCUUAUCCGUGUACCUUCCAAGGCUGCAACUGGGCGUUCUCAUCAUCGAGUAAGCUUAAGCGGCAUCAAAAAAAGCACACCAAUGAGAGGAAGUUCAUAUGCGACGUUUCAUCAUGCGGAAAAGCAUUCAUGAGGUCUGAACAUCUCAAGGAACACAGACUAACGCAUAAAGAUGGCAGAUGCUUUCAGUGCCAUAUGUGCGAUGCUAAAUUCUCAGCUAAAAGCAGUCUCUAUGUUCACAUCAAGAAACACCAGACCCAAGAUGUGGCUUCAUCUUUGCAAAAUACAAUGCUUAUUGAUCAGCAAGUAUAUUCGGUGGAAAAUGAGGCUAAUGAAACGAGUUUGAACGAAGAUUAUAUAACUAAUAUCGAAUGUUCUGAUAUUAUUGAGACGCAAGAAAACUCACAUAGCCUUGACCUUGAUCUAGAUCUUGAUCCCAUCAUCGUCGAUACUCCCCUGACAAGCACAGGUCAGUGUGUAUCGAGUAAUAAAUCUGGAGGUGUAAGUAACAACGGGAGCCAUCAGGAUACAGACAGAAUAGCUUACUUUUGCCCGAUGGAAGCCUGCUCAAAGGCAUAUGCAGCAAAAUCAGCACUCAGAGCACAUGUGAACAGGAUUCAUGGAAUGAAGAAUGGAGAUCAGAAGGUUUUGCAAAUCCCUGGUGAAGAGGAAUGUGCGGCAGCAUCCUCCAGUGUAGAUUAUGUGACAUACACUACUUCGCAGUCAAUAUCUACCGAUCAUAUGAUAAUGAUUGCUCCACACGAAGCCCUGGUGGUUAACUCGCCAGAGUUGGAAUCUCCUACGUUUAAUUCCAUGCUGAAAUUAUCCGAAUCUAACUGUCAAGACGCGGCACAGUCUAUUGAAGAACCAGCAGAUGAGCAACAUGACAUGAUCGAUGAGAAUCAUGAAGGGUCGGCAAGGACUGAUCUGACCUAUAGCGAUUUUAUCAGAUUCAAAGCUAACAGCACUAUUUUUAACUCCGUUGUUGGUGCUACUGACGUCGUUCUUGGGGCCGGUGGUCUUGUCGAGGGUCUACUUCUUCCUGAUGACUUACCCUCUGUUUAUUACCAAGACGACAUUGCGGGGACUGAGUGUCAGGUGUUGCUAUUGGAUUCAGGACCUCCUGAGAGCACCAUAAACCUUCGCGAUCUCGAAUGAGGGCUUUGAAAAUAAUAAUGGGAGAUAUGGAAGACAGAAUGAAUUUGCCGAUACCACCGAAUGCGUUAAUUAUACAUACAUAUAAUGAUAAUGGAAAUAAUGAUGUUUGAUCAUUGAUUAAUCCUACAGACUGGGAAAUCGACUUGUUCUCUUGGGUUUUGAUCGGUAUCCGUACAGAAUCUACUGUAUCAGGCCUGAUCAUCAAGAGAACAUGUUAUUUUAUUAAUAAAAAUUGUUGAUAUUUUUUCACAAA
Diprion similis is the source of this 3466-nucleotide messenger RNA. RefSeq lists its product as uncharacterized. Gene Ontology annotation, cellular component: nucleus. NCBI's taxonomy places the organism in Eukaryota, Metazoa, Arthropoda, Insecta, Hymenoptera, Diprionidae. Gene Ontology annotation, biological process: regulation of transcription by RNA polymerase II. The record is from RefSeq and is a predicted model, not a curated record. The transcript is spliced from 2 exons. Gene Ontology annotation, molecular function: DNA-binding transcription factor activity, RNA polymerase II-specific; RNA polymerase II cis-regulatory region sequence-specific DNA binding. Bases 139 to 3213 code for a protein of 1024 amino acids.